Messenger RNA from Pectinophora gossypiella (pink bollworm), 1443 nucleotides. It is a transcript of the gene wcd, whose product is annotated as U3 small nucleolar RNA-associated protein 18 homolog. Lineage: Eukaryota; Metazoa; Arthropoda; Insecta; Lepidoptera; Gelechiidae. The record is from RefSeq and is a predicted model, not a curated record. Gene Ontology annotation, molecular function: protein binding. Gene Ontology annotation, cellular component: small-subunit processome; Pwp2p-containing subcomplex of 90S preribosome. Gene Ontology annotation, biological process: rRNA processing. Bases 102 to 1421 code for a protein of 439 amino acids. The transcript is spliced from 2 exons.
UUUGCCCUGUGCCAUUGCCAUUAUUUUGGAUCGACACAUGUGAAUUAGAGGCUGUGUUUUAUUCGAUUGUUUUGUCGUUAAUUUACUAUUUUUUUUAUAAAAUGAAGCGAAAAGGUUCCAACUUAGAUGAAGAAGAAUCUAGGUUGUCGCAAUUACUAUUUAACAAAUCGAAGGACCUUGUAGAAAAAUUGAAACACAAUGACAUCAAAUUGGAGACGUGUGACAAGAAGCCUGCCUGGGUUGAUGACGAUGAUGUUGACUUCCGAGCUGAUAUUAUACCAAACACCAAGAGCAAAGAGUCAUACUCAGACAAACUCAAGCAGAAGUACGAGACAUUGGUAGGAACACCAAAUUGGGCUAAGCUCAAUCAAAAAAUAAAAACCGAAGAUGAAGACGACGAAAUUUUGAGAUCAGUAGGACAUUUGCACAAAAAAAAGAAGUCUGCUUUUCUUUCAAAAGAUUAUCUUGAACUUAAAACUUUUCCUAAAAUCAAUUCUGAAACUGGUAAUGAAGGGCCUAUAAUAUCUUGUGUUGAAUUCCAUCCCAAAAUGAGUGUGGCUCUUGUUGCUGGUUCAUCUGGAAUAGUUUCGUUAUUUUCUAUUGGUGGUGAUGUUAAUGACAAACUCCAUAGCUUCAAACUAAAACAUUUUAAGGUAACAGCUACCAAUUUCACCCCUGAGGGCUCAGAAGCAUUUAUAGCGUCAAAAACAAAUCACAGUUACUGCAUAUACAACCUUGUUAAAGCUGAGCCUACAUUAGUGCAACUGCCUCAGAUUGUAAAGAAACCAAUUAUUUUCCAAAUGUCUAGCGAUGGAAAAUAUAUAGCAACAAGUGCUGGGUAUGAUGAAGUAUACAUAAUAUGUACAGAAUCUAGAGAACUAUUGAGAACAUUGAAACAUGGUAGUAAUGUUGAAGCUGUUGCUUUUAGUUCCAACUGUGACCAGCUGUAUAGUUAUGGCAUCCAAGGUGAAGUUAGUAUUUGGGAUUUGUCAACCUUUCGUGUUGUGAAGAAAUAUUACGACCAUGGUUGUGUAAGAGCAUCCUGUAUAACAGCCAGCCCUUGUGGAAGACUGCUUGCGACAGGCAGCGGAGAGGGUAUUGUUAAUGUCUAUGAAACUUCAAAUAUUACUACUUCAGAGCCAGUACCAAUCAAAACAAUCUCCAACUUAACAACAAAAAUUACAAGCCUACGGUUUAAUGCUACAACAGAAAUAUUAGCAGCUGCAUCAGGAUUCUACCCCAAUGCGGUGAAGCUCGUGCACAUUCCAUCUUAUCAUGUGUUUGCAAACUUCCCCAAACCCUCGUUCAACUUGUAUCAAGUAGACACUGUUAAUUUCUCUCCAAACAGUGGAUUCAUGGCCCUGGGCAAUAACAAAGGCUGUGCAUAUUUAUAUAGGCUUAAGUAUUAUAAGAAUUACUAAUAAAAUGAGUUAUAACUGAGAA